Molecule: messenger RNA, 562 nt
Organism: Eupeodes corollae
Lineage: Eukaryota; Metazoa; Arthropoda; Insecta; Diptera; Syrphidae
Gene: HINT1
Product: adenosine 5'-monophosphoramidase HINT1
Exons: 3
Coding region: 110-493 (127 amino acids)
Biological process (GO): purine ribonucleotide catabolic process
Cellular component (GO): cytoplasm; nucleus
Molecular function (GO): hydrolase activity
Source: RefSeq, a predicted model, not a curated record
AUUUAAAAUUUCAUUAUUUUUCUAUCAAAUGGAAUUUUAACAUUGCAUUCGACCGGCUGAAGAAAAAUUAGUAAUUAUUUAGAGUUCCACUUCCAUUAAAAUACCGGGCAUGUCUGAAGUAGAAAAAGCUCAAGAGGCAGCCGCAUCUGCCGGUGAAGAUACAAUAUUUGGUAAAAUAUUGCGCAAGGAAAUACCUUGCAAAUUUAUCCAUGAGGAUGAAAAGUGUGUGGCAUUUCAUGAUGUAAAUCCUCAAGCUCCAACUCACUUUCUAGUGAUUCCAAGGAAACCUAUUGCACAAUUGUCUCUUGCUAGUGCUGAGGAUGCUGAAUUAUUGGGUCACCUAAUGAUUGUGGGAAAAACUGUAGCCAAACAAUUGGGUUUGGAAGAUGGUUUUCGUGUUGUGAUCAACGAUGGGAAAAAUGGAGCUCAGUCAGUGUAUCAUUUGCAUUUGCACUUCCUCGGUGGCCGACAAAUGCAAUGGCCUCCUGGCUAAUUGAAAAUAAUUUUGAUAUAAUGAUUUGAAAAUGAAAGAUAAAUAAAGAAAUACAAAGUGAAAUAAGUA